CCUGUACAGAGCUGCAGUCAGGGUACAGUGAAUAGUACACCUGUUGCACUUCCCAGGCUUUCUCUCUCUCUCUCUCUCUGUCCCUCUUUCUCUUUCUUCACUUCUUUUCUCCUUCAUCAACCUGAGAGCACAGGAGGAGCACCAUGGAUCCCAAGGAGGGCAGCGGGACCGAGAAGGAGAAGGAGAAAGUGAUAAAAAGGAGGAACCGUCCCAUGUUCAUUCGCUACCUGGAGAGGAGGAAGACGGACACUAUUGUAGCUGAAGACAUGGCCAAAGGUGACAUCAACCUGGGGACGCUGGUGAGGAGGAGCCAGUCUGAUAAGACGGAGUACAGCGCCAAACUUAAAGAAAAACUGAUGCCACACAACCUGUCCACCCUCCCCUCCCCCAUCCUGGACCUGGAGGAGGUCCGUGCGAGGAAGAUGAAGCACAGGGCCAAGGUGAUAAAGGAGCUGGUGCAGACUGAGAAGGACUACCUCACCGACUUGGAGCUGUGCGUCAGAGAAGUGGUGCAGCCUUUACGAAAGCUGCAGGUGGUGGAUGUGGAUCGUCUCUUCACCAACAUGGAGACGUUGUGCGAGGUGUCGGCAGCACUUCUUCACAGACUGAAUGAGGCCAUGGCUGAGCCGGACGCAGAGGCUGUGGUUAUAGGUGAUGUGUUCAUCCAGGCAAAGGCAGCUUUAGAAGAUGUGUAUAAGAUUUACUGUUAUCACCACGACGAUGCUAACACGUCGCUCAAAUCCUACGAGAGAGAGGAAGAAAUGAAGCAACAUUUCACUGCAUGUGUGUUGGCUCUGAAAAAAAUUUAUGACCAAGAAGGAAAGCCUAAUUUGUUGGACAUGGGCUCACUGAUCAUCAAACCUGUCCAGCGGAUCAUGAAGUACCCACUGCUCCUUGCAGAACUGUGGCAGGCCACACCUGAAGACCACCCGGACUUUCUGCCGCUGCAGGAGGCCUUGACCGCCACGAAGAUCAUAAACGUCAACAUCAAUGAGUUCAAGAGGAGAAAGGACAUCGUGAUGAAAUACAAGAGGUCAGAAGAUGAAGGAACGCUGAGAGGCAAGCUAAACAAACUUAACAUCCACUCCAUCCGCAAAAAAUCAGACCGGUUUGCUGGUUAUCUCAAGAUUCUCACUGGAGUUGAGCCACAGGUGAGAGAUGAAGUGUUUGACAGAGAAGAGAAACUGUUCAGGAGUUUGGAGAAAGCCGUGAGACAACUGACCAAGAAUGUCCACUGCUACAUGCAGCACAUUCAGGAGAUGGUGUCUGUGGCUUUUCAGAACGUGAAGGAAAUGGAAAACAUUCUCACAGACCCAAGCAAAAACGACCUGAAUGGUUCAUUGCACAACAAUAGCAAUGAUCCAUACAAGUACUUUAAGGACAGGAUGGAGUGCUUGGUCUUGGCCCCGCUGUCCUGCCUGCAGGGCAUGUUCACAGCCCCACAGAAGCUCAUGCAGAAGCGCUAUGACAAACUGCUGGAUUACUGCAGCCGCCUCGAGCGCUCGUCCUCUAACUCAUCUUCAUCGUUUCCCACAUCUUCCUCCACUUCACAAGCCUCGGAGGUUCCUCCUGGUCUCGCCAAGAGAGACUAUGAGGCCAUGAACGCGUUGCUGGUGGAGGAGUUGCAGAGGUUCAACAUGGCGGCUCAUAUGAUCUUGACUAACUGUGUGGGGAGUCUGGUGGCCCUUCUCAAAGGGCUGAUGGCUAACGCCUCGGCUGGUGCUCCAGCUGUCCAGCAGCUACCACCUCCACUGUCCAACAUCGCUGAAGUUCAGAACAGCAUCAUGGAUGAGCUGAACAACCUGACAUUCGUCAAGGACAAUGCACAGAAGCUGAUCGAGAGAAAAGUCAGCUUUGAGAGACAACGAGACAAGAAAACAGCAGUGCCGGAGGUGCAGCAUCAGACGGAGGAGCAGCGUGCCUGGCUGCUGUCAGAAUACCCUCUGAGCCGUCUGUACCAGCUGAAGAGAAAGUGCAACGGCUGCCAGGAGCUGGACCUCAGCCUGCUGGAGGGAGAGCUGGUGGCCCUGCUGGAGGACACCGACCCCUCAGGCAGCAGCUGCCGCUGGCUGGUGGACACUGGAGGAGCCCAGGGCUACGUCUACUCCACGUUCGUGAAGCAGUACAACCCCCUGAGGGACUCGCAGAGGUCGGCUCAGAGGGCCUCGGAGCAGCAGGCCCAGCAGCCUCAGCAGACCCAGCUGCAGCAGACGGUCAUGGACGAUGAGGACUUUGAUGACCUCAGCCUGUUCGUGUCAGGCAGCAGCAGCCUGCGCAGCAUCAACCUCAGCACCGCCGACAGCAGCUCCACCCUCUCCAACCUCUCCACCCUCUCCAGUGUGCAGCUGGAGCUGGAGAGCGGGGAGCAGCUGGUGGAUCCAGCAGACACGGAUGCUCAGCAGUUUUAUGCGGUGUACGCAUUUCACGCACGCUGUGACCAGGAGCUGUCCCUGCAGGAGUACCAGCAUGUUCGUAUCCUGAAGUUCUCUGACCUGGGGGGCAACAAAGAGUGGUGGCUGGCUGAGGCCAACGGACAGAAAGGAUACGUCCCGGCCAACUACCUGGGCAGAAUGUCCUACGCAUGAACUCAGGACCUGUCGGCUGUUUAGCUUUUCAGAGCUUUGACAGAUGCAGUUCAAACACGGGAAACAGUCAGCGAGACUUGAUAUUUAGAAAAGUUUAAACCAAAGAUCAGAUAAGAAGUUCAUUUUGAAUUCAGUACCAACAAAACGCAGCUAGAGGAGCAGCUUUACCUUUUACAUGUUUCCUUUAAACAACCAUUUUAACAGAGUUUAAAUCUGAGCAGAACAAAUGCAGCCAUUUUGAAAACUAACUUUUCUACAUGAUAUAAGAUUCCAAAAAAUGGAUCCACCCAUCCAU
Molecule: messenger RNA, 2880 nt
Organism: Nematolebias whitei (Rio pearlfish)
Lineage: Eukaryota; Metazoa; Chordata; Actinopteri; Cyprinodontiformes; Rivulidae
Gene: arhgef38
Product: Rho guanine nucleotide exchange factor (GEF) 38
Exons: 14
Coding region: 144-2585 (813 amino acids)
Biological process (GO): intracellular signal transduction
Cellular component (GO): cytoplasm
Molecular function (GO): protein binding; guanyl-nucleotide exchange factor activity
Source: RefSeq, a predicted model, not a curated record